Laccaria bicolor S238N-H82 is the source of this 1771-nucleotide messenger RNA. RefSeq lists its product as uncharacterized. NCBI's taxonomy places the organism in Eukaryota, Fungi, Basidiomycota, Agaricomycetes, Agaricales, Hydnangiaceae. The transcript has 5 exons. The record is from RefSeq and is a predicted model, not a curated record. Bases 16 to 1734 code for a protein of 572 amino acids.
CCCAGUUUUUAUCUUAUGGCACGCGGGAAGAACCGUAGCAUCUCAAUGUUUCCUCUAGAGCUCAUCGGGGACGUCCACGACCUCCCCGAUUGCGAAACAGACACGGCAGCCUGGGUAAAGGCGACCGACGUGAUCGCUAAAAAGAGAUUCGACCCCUCGCAGCCACUUCCACGCGACUUCCAGCGCGGGCAAAGCGAGUCAAACUUCGAAGCCAUGAUGAACGACGAUGUCCUGCAGGAGAUCAUCAACGCGCGUCGGAUAGGGUGUGCCAGCCACCUGCACCUCUCGCAAAUCGCAAUGGAUUACCUCACACAACGGGACUUUGAGAACACCUGGAUUGACCUGGGUAAAGCGGGCCAGGAGGUGCAUAUCUUCAAGGCGUACAGAGAGCAGAAUGAGGAGGACAACAGUCCGAUGGGGAGCCUCUCGAUUGGGAAGACGGAUUGUCCUGAAUUGUCUUCCGAUCAGUUGACGCGCGGGGAUGGGAAGGGGUUUAUUGAGCUGCUGCAGGUGUUUUUAUUGGAGAAUAAUCAGACGCCGCCGACGCAGCCUUUCAUUCUGGAGAAUGCGAGGUAUGAUAAGAUUAUUGGGUGGAUGGGGGAUGAUGAUCCUUGUAAAAAUCGCAAAGUAUUUUUGGGAUUGAGGAGGCUGAUGAGGACGUAUCAUAUUUCGAGUUUCUGCUUACACGUUCUCAUGUCCAUCGACGGGCGAAAAAUCAAACGCGUAAAAUAUACAAACGAACAUUUCAAGACGAAGGAGACACUCGAGAAAAUGAAACCCAUGAUGGACCACUUUGUUGGCCCAGAACUUGCCGAUCAAUGGCAGCGAGACGAAGCGCAGAAGCGAAAAGAGAUGGUACUUUUUUGCUCUGCAUGCUUGAAACCCGAAGAAAAGGAUGUGACCGGCAAGAUGCCCGCAUGCACGAAAUGCAAAGCGAUUGGACGUGAGAUUCGUUACUGUAACAAGGCAUGCCAAAAGGCCGCAUGGAAAACACACAAACUCGAAUGCGGUAAACCAUACGACAUAUCCCAGGUCCUAAACGACGUAGUCCCCUUCUCCUUCUCAACACACGACGUGGAAAUCUCCCCACGGCCCGACAUCCCAAAGGCUCUCCCAGGCUACCGCCGCUCCCCUUACCUCAUCCGCCAAAUCGAGUACCUCACAAACUACCCAACAAAAGACUACGUCCUCCAACUUCCCCCGGACAAAAACUCGCGAUACGAAGAACUCAACGGCGUAUCGCUGGACACGCCCCACGGCGCAGCUGCGUUCAUCAUCAUGCGGAACAGGGUGAUGAUGGGGUUGUCCGCUCAACAAGGGGUGGACAGCGCUAUGCUGUAUAUGUAUAGAGUUUUACAGCGGAGUGUGACGGAGGGAGAGAUGGAGGAGGCGUUACUCCGGAAACAGCUUGGGAAGGAGUACGGCGAGACGUGGGAGAGGGUGUUGAAGGCGGACAAGGCGGGAAAGCCGCCGGGGAGCCCUGGUAAAGUGUCGAGGCAGGAGAUAGACCAUGCGUUGGGGUGUUUAAAGCGACUGGGCAGGUUCGGUGUUGUGUUGAAGGAUUAUGUGCCGGGGAGGGGGCAAUCUGUUCUUCUUCCCAUUCUGGUUGGCCCGAAGAAGGAUGUUAUGGUUGACGUGGACUUUCCGAAGGAAUUGAUGCCCUCUGAGGCAGACGGUAUCGAUUUGCGCAAGUUGCUCCAACUCGCUGCGCUGCUUGCACAGAAACAGGGAUAAUUGCCAUGUCAUCACACCCGAUUGAAAAUGAUACUGG